GUUUUGUUUGUAAAGUAAUAUUGUGAAUCAACUUUUGCCGCCAUGACAGGGAGUCGUCGCUACCGUCGUAUAAAAUGAUGACUUUAUGCUUUAGUGUGACAAUAUUGCUACUUCCAACUUGACUUUAUGGACUUAAAUUCAUAUUCGUGUGUACUAAUUAAUUUUGUUUCUUUGGGAUUAUCAGCGUUGGAGGAAAUACAGGUGGAUACUUCAACAUCCUUCACACAUAAUGUGGAGUACAAGGACGUGGCCUGAUCACGUGGUCAAUCUGUUAUGUUGUGUUAGAAGUGUGGUUUGUGAAAUUUGUCUCUACAAACAGAACUGUGAAUUACGCAAUUUGUUUUAUUCGCUAUAUACUUAGACCUUUUUGGUCUUUGAGGAGGAGUAAUAGUUUCCAACUCGAUAAAUGUAUAGUUUACACGAAAAUGAUUGAUUAAUGCAUUUGAGAUAUCGUAGUCAGGUUGGCUUCUUCGUUUUCCUUGUUUGCGACCAAGUCACGUGCUUUCUAUAGUCUGAAGGCUUGUCCCAGUUACAUAAACGACGGCGUGUUUUCAGAAUAAGGUUCACACUUUCAUUUUAGUUUGGGAAUCCUAUUAUUUAAAAAAAAUUAUAUUUUAGAUUUUUAUAAGCUUUUAUCAAUAUUAUUUAGAUUUGUUAGUUUGACGCUGCUUAAAUGCGUUUAUGUCGGGCUCAUCAACGCUGAGGAUAUGUUUGGCCGCGAUGGCACCCGCGCUGACUGAAGCGGCCACCGCGCGACUCAAACUUCAAGAUCCCUCAGCAAAAAACGAAUCACUUUCUAUAAUUAAGUCUGAUAAAAAGGUGAAUGAACAUAACAUUCCCGUGUCAAAUGGAGAUUUAAACACCCUGGGUGUACAUCAAAGGUCAAACGACCGGCUGGUGUCUCGACUGUCAAUAACAAAAGGCAAGGAAGAUAUUAACGGUACUAGUGACCCAAGGAGGUCAACACCUUUGACCACUACUACCAGUCCUCAGACAUUAACUAUUUCAUCACAUAUAAGCACAUUUCGAAGUAUCAAACAGCUUAAACACAUUGAACAGUUUUAUGCGUUUGAAUUUCAACAAGGUGACAUUUGUAUUCAAAAAGAACAAAAAUCAGAUACACACAUUGACGAUUUGAAGAUAAUGAAUCAGCCGCGACUUGCUGCUGACAAACAAAUAGAGCAGAGCAAAGCUGAGCCCCUUGUUGGGGAUGUUGAUAAACUUCUUAAUUCCUCACAAGUUACAAAGAUUAAAAUUUUACCUCCCGUUAUGGUCAAUGGUGAAGAGGUUAGUUGUCAAAGGGAGAGGGAUGGAUUUUUGAAAGAUUGUGAUGAAAAGGGGGAUGCGCCUGUUAGAAAUGGUAUUCAGUUGAACACUGAAGAAAGAUCUAUUAUUUUUAGUAAAGACUGCAAGUUAAACACUUCAGUAAAAAUGGGAAUUAGUUUAAAGCAGGAUCAGGGUUUGAAACAGGUGGUUAUGGAGAGCAUUGCAUCUAAAUCUGAAACUCAACCAGAGGAAAGGUCCAAAGAAGACAUUAGAAAAGAUUGUGUUAAAAAACAAGCUUACUUGGAGAGACAUGUGGAUAAUUUACUGCGAAGAUUGAAGCGUAUGAAAGGAAAGGUAGUGGAAGCUCAUACUAAAGAACAGUUAAGGUAUUUUGUAAAUUUUCAACAUAAAAACCUUCAAAAUGUUGCUAAAGCAAUCAAGAAUGAAACACCUGGUCCUGCAGAAUUAAAGGAGCAUUUCCUUAGUAAUGAGGAUGUAAAGAAUAUGUCAGCUGCUCAGCUUGUCAAGCUGGUUAAAAAUUAUCAACCAAGCAGAGCAACUCAGUUAUCUGAAAAGACUCCAAAGUUAAAUAUGGUAACUUCUGGUUCAGUGAUAAUGGACCCAUUAAUAAGAUGUGCUGCUUUGAAAACCUCGGAAAAGCUUUCACACAGAGUUGAGAUAACAGCAGCAGAAUUGGAUUCUGAUGCUACAGCCAGUAGCUCAGGAGGAGAAAGUGGUGAUGAAGAUUCAUUAGGAUUACCAUCAAAUCAUCUUUCUGCUGAAAUGCCUCCAUUGUAAGUAUAAUAAAUAUUAUAUUUCUUUAGUGCUUUUACCUUGAAGAGCAUAUUGCAUAUCAUGUAGUAUAUCUUUGGGGUCAUAGUCAUGUGUUAUUUCUUUCCAUCUCUGGAAAUACUCAUAUCAGACCUAUAAGUAUGUGCAUAUUUUUAUAUUUGAUGUAUUUUUUAAAAACAAAAUUUGACUGGUAAUCAAAUUAACAGAUUUUCAAAAAGAUUUUUGUAACCAAACGGGUUUUAAUCCCAAGCCAAGUAAAAUAUGGUUUUCCUUCUUUUAUAUGUUUUUAGUUGUGUUUUUUAAAAAUACUCAUGACUUAUACCUCGCAAAAAAUUAUAAUAGGUGACAAACUAGCAAGUCCACAUUACUGUCCUGGCUAUUUAACCAAAGCUUGUGACAUCAUAACCCACUACCGUACCUUAUGGUAGAUAGCUGCAAGUUACCAUUGUACCCCAUUGUCUAUGUUGACAGGCUCAUAUUAAAAAUGACUGAGUAACAAAUGUUGAAUUGUAGGUUUUAAGCAUUUUUCGCCAUAUUAGUAUUAUUCGUUAGUAUUAUUAAAAUAUUUACAAAGUUGAUUUAGUAGGCCUAAAAUUACAAUUACAUUACCAGCUAUUGACUAUUGGAAUUGACAUUUUAUUUGGGAAUCACCAACUCAUCUGUGUAUUAUACUUUAUAUGCACAAACUGAAAAUGGAGACGAGCUUUAUUUUAUUUUUAAAAAUGCAACAAAGAAGUUGGUUUCAUUAAAUCAUCACCCAACAAAUGCCAAGUAAGAUCAGGAUUUAUAUUUUUGUUAGACAGGGAGACCUUCUCUUUUCAAAGACAGGCCUUGUCAUUAAAUUGUUGGGGUUACGGUUACAGUAGUCAGUAGGCUAUUAAAAAGGUGUAAUAUAUAGUGUAGGGUUAUUUUCUUAUAUAAUUCCCCCAGGACAAGUUUGUAAUAUGAUAUAUAUAGAUCUAUGGUUAUGUGUAAAUGUGUAGGCCAAGUGUUGCUGUUUGUGAAUUGUUUACAUAAUGUGACUGGUUGUUUGGGAAUUACAUAUGACUAGUAGCUUCAAAACAUCUUUUUUAAAAAAAAAGUUUCUAGCUACUAAAAUUCAAUUUUUACCUGGCAUAUACACAUAGUUUUUACACAUUUUAUUUACUUUAAUAUGUUGUUCUGUUAGAUACUUAACUAGUUUAUAUAGCCUAAAUUUAAUUGUGAACACCACCAUUUAAUAACCGACUAAACAGUUUAAUUUUUUGGGGGGUUGGGAUGGUGGUGAGAUUACUGAUACACUCAAAGCUCAAGGUAAGCACUUACUGACUGAAGACUGUUAUUUAGGAGUAUCUCUAAUAUGGUUUUUAAAUCGUAUACACUUAGUUACUAGCUAGUUUUUUCGAUUUUGAUUGUAUCGGAUUUCCGUCACAUGGCAGACGAUGGCAGAUGUAAAUGAAUUGUCAGUUGCCUUUGCUGCGUGUCAGUUUUUAUUGGCGACACUACACAACACCGAUCGAUAGUGCGACGAUUGAUAGUGUUGAAGGAUAAUGACCCAGGCGACUUUGGUUUAAAAAGAAAGGAGUGAGCACGUGUGUGUGUGUGGAGGGGGUAGUGAAGCUUGCAAAUAGUUACGUAGAAUAUUAAUUGUAAUCGCGACCUUUCUAUAAGGAGUGACUAAGGCAGAACACGGCACGCUGAUACAAAAAAAAAAAAAAAAAACGCGUUGAAUGCAGUGCCGGCGUUCGAGGUCAUUCAAGUUUCACCAGCCAGUAACAGCAGGACACCCCGCGAGAAAUGUUUCAUCAUGCGACGAUCUGUGAACUAUUUUUAGUACUUAGUAAUUUUAGAGGGGGGGGGGGGCAAACAUCCUUUUAAAGCAACGGUUCUCAACCUGUGGGUCACGACCCUUUUCCAGGGGUCGCCAAAGACCAACUGAAAACACAAACGCUCUGCAGUUAAAAAGGAAAAACGAAAAUUUUUUGUGGCCGGGGUUCGCCACAACAGGGUGAACUCUAUUAAAGGGUUGCGGCAUUAGGAAAGUUGAGAACCACUGUUUUUAAAGAUUUAAAAAAAACAUAGUUCUUUAUUUCUUAGAAGAAAGGGUUUAAUGGCAUUAAUUAUCAUUUUCAAGUGGCCUCCACACUCUGAUGAAAAGAAAAGUUGGCUAAGAUGGGCAUUCACCCUCUAACAUUCCUCUUUCACGGUUACCGGAAAUUUGAUCGAAAGAAAUUUCGUCGACAGUAAUUUGAUCGACUGGAAAUUUGGUCGAAUCUUUUUUUUUUCAGUUCACACGUUAAAAUUUUCAUCAAAUUUCUUUUUGAACGCACUGUACUAUAUAGUAAAACAAAAUAAUGCGUUCUAAAAGACAUUUGAAGCAAAAUUUAAACGGAAAAAAAGAUUUGACCAUAUUUCCGUUCGAUCAAAUUACCGUCGACGAAAUUUCUUUCGAUCAAAUUUCCGGAUACGCUCUUUCACAUAUAUUGUCUCAGCAGUUCAAAUGUUACAGACUAGCACUUUAAUUCUAAUGUAGAAAAAUGCACAUGUAGACCAGUGGUUCUAAUCUCAACAUUUGUUUUGGUACUUGUGAUUAGCAACUAAUAGUUCAAAGGUUUACAAUAAUUGUUAAGAAUUUAAAAAAAAUAAAUUUGUUUGCCAAAGAAAAUUUUAAAUUUUUUGUAUAAUGUGUAAAUAAUAAUUUGGAAUGACUGAUGUGGACUGAUGAGAAAAUGUUGUACAGACCACUCUCCCAUACAAUAGAUAGGGUAAAAAUGAUAUCAGAUGAAAUAGGUGACAGUUAUUCAAUGGAUGGUUCAGUUACUGAGCAGGUCUGUUACCAAUGUUUUCAUAAACUAUGAAUUCCAUUUGUUUGCCAGUUGUGCAGCUGGACAUAGAACAGGGAUCUUUCAUUCCAGAACCCUUGAUACAAGUCUUCUUUAACUUUGGCUUCAUAAAAAACAUUCUUUUAAAAGUUAAAUUAUUUCUUCUUCCGCUAACCUGCCUCAAAUCAUUGGAUCUGAUGAAAUUUUCCAGGUUUUGAAGUUUUUUGGGGUGUUAUUUGCGACAGUUACUUGUUGUUGCAAAAAAUCUUUCAGGCAGUUAAUUUGCAAACUCUUGGUAACAACAUUUCUGUUUUCAGCAUCCCAUUAUUUGUUUUAAUUUUUACAUUUUGGUAAACAUAAUAGAUUACUCUGGGGAAAACAACGCACCUUCUUUUUCCUCAGUGGUUCAUUGUGGUUUAUAGGCUUACUUCUAUCUCUAAAAUCUCCCUAUUCUCACACCUCCCCAUUCUCUCUCCUCCUCCCCAUUCUCUCACCCCCUCCUUAUUCUCACACCUAUCAGCUUAUUUAAUUAUUAAUGUAAGAAAACAGUUUUUACUAGAAUUUGCACAAAUAAUUUCUAAAAACCAUGAAUUACAGAUAGUGAAUUUACAAACUGGAACUGCUAAAAGCAACCUCAAAAAUAGUUUCCUGUGGCCUGUUUUUUUAUUUUACAGUCACUUUCAGAAACAUGUUCUAAUCUCUUUAUCAUGAUUAUACAUUUUAUAACCUGAUAAUUGAGACUAGCGGAAAUUUGUAGGAUAUUUCUUAGGAAAAUUGCUAGACGAAGUUUUUUGUAUAGAAGUUGUUUAAAAAUUAAAAAAAAAAUAAUAAUAAUAAUUUUAAUAAUAAUGCUAUUCGGAUGUCUUUUGUGGUAGUUUAUUUUAGUUAGACUGAAGAAGUAAGUUCACAAACAUAUAGUCCAUUGAAUUAUCUUUCAUUUGAUACCUCAUUUUGUCUUACAAACCCAACAAUAAUAUUUUAAAUAGUUUUUUAAUCCCAACCUCUCACUUCUGAUACCCGGGUACGAAAUAGUCACAGCCAUAAAAGAUUGUUUCUGAAAUUCAACAAACAAUAAUUCAAUACUUUUGAAAUUGAAUUUCUUGUGCUCAAUCAUGUUUGGGGGGAUUGUGAGGGGGACUGAUCUAUUAAACCAUUGGGCUAGUGGUUAGAGAAAUUAUUCUUAUAAAAACUAAUAAAGGGGCUGGGGUGAAAAACUUCAUUACAUUUGAUAUCAUCAUUAUUGUGUUAUGAACUCAUGUCCCUGUCCACGGCCACCUGAUUUGCAUACUUUCAAUUUAAUGAUUCACCGAUUGUGGCAUAAUCUAUAUUUGUUACGGAUAUUCCUCUAAGCUGAUCUUAAAUCAGUGGAUCUCGUGAAAUUUACAUAUAUAUUUUUGGGGUGUUAUUUACUGUGUAUUGUUAUGAAAGCUAAAAUUUUAAGCAUUGGUGUUCAUCAUAAUCACAUUCAAACAAGUUAUGGCAAAACUUAAAGCUUAUGCUUUAGAGUAGAAAAAUAUUAUAAACUAGAGUUUACCUGUAUACAAAAUAAGAUUUCUGAGUCUUUGAUACAGAAUUUGUGCAUUGGCUUUUCUUUCAAGUCAGUAUAUUCAUCAAAUAGAACCCUCUAUUACUCUGCAUAGUCACCCAAACUCAAAGCUCACACCUUUUCUUUAAUACAUUUAUGAUGUUGCUGAAAUGAUUAUAAUUUACGUUAACACGGUUUACUUGCCGUCACUCAUUGUGGUUCUUAAUAUAAUUUGUGUGCAGCAAAGACUUUUUUGUUUGUUUGAAAAAUUAAUAUAACUGAAAUUGCAAGUGCGAAUGGUUACUAAUGGAAGGAUACAUAAUUUACACAGUUAUUUUUGUUAUAAAUAUGAUUUUAAAAGUAAAAAUCAUAUCUUAAUGCAUACAAAAUAUUAUUUAUCUUUUAGAUUAAAAAGGGCAGAGUGGAAAUGGGCCAUGGAUAGAUCAGCUGUUGUUUCAAGGUGGACUUGGUUACAGGCACAAGUUUCUGAUUUGGAAUAUCGUAUUAGGCAGCAGAGUCAGAUUCAUAGGCAACUCAGGAAUAGCAAAGGAGGUGUUGUUUUAGGUGACCCACCAUCCACUGCUGAAAUGCUACGUAGAAUUCAGGGAAUACAACCUAAAGCUGCAGGGGUGAAUAACACUGGUGACAAGCUGCCAGAGGGAUCUAUUGUAUGUGAGGUUUCACCCUGCAAUGUUUCAGCUGUCAUGUCUAAUGUUGAUAAGCAAGCUUCAAGAUUAACUCAGUCAUUAGGAAAUUGCUUAUCUCCUGCAUCAUCAUUGAUAGGCAGUCCAGCAGGCUCCUCAAAAAUUUCAUCCCCAUAUGUAAAUGGACUUACAGAGUCUCCUUGCAGUGUUGCAACCACUGAUACAGAGACCACUGCAGAAGAUAGUCCAUUGGUUUCUUCGGAGCGGUUAUCUGCAAAGAGUUAUGACUCUGAACAUAAUACAUCAGUCGAUGCAACUUGUCAGUCAGCUAGAUGCCGUCCCCUUCGGAGUUACCGUAAACGCAAAAUACUUAAAACCAUCGGUCUUUAUAAAACAAACUCAAAGGCAGCGAGGUUGUCAGAUGUCCGUUGUCGUUGCUAUCCUCCUGCCAAUCCUUGUCCGAUUUGUGGGGGUCGUUAUAAUAAUACAUUGACUGUGGAUCCAGAUACAAUGCCAUUUAAAGAGAGAGUUGCCCUCUUGGAUCCCUCAUUCCAUCCAGUGCUUUCAUUCCCACAAGACAUUCAUUUACCCAUCCAUUGUGAGGGACUUCUAAAAUCAGGUAUGUGGCAGAACAAACCUCUUCCACGGAGAGCCAGAGUGGGAGAUUAUCGACGUCAGAAGGUGAUUGCAUUAGUUGCAGAACCGGUGAGGAAAAAUGGUAACAGACAGAAUGGCAAGAAUAAUUCAGCUUCUGUGAUAAACUUUUCAGCAAGUAAGUUGUAAUGUAACAAUUAUGAUUAUGAGUUUUAAGAUUUCAUAGUUAAGUGUUCUUGGCUUUGUUGACUCAGUCUGCCUCUUUUAAACUUCAUUUGAAUUUUGUUUAAAUUCAAGUGUUUUUGCUCUUUCCUGCCUUGUAUGUUACGGAUACAUUAAAUAUAUUGUUAGAUAAGAACCUAUCCGAUGUUGGAUUUACUUCAUAUAAUGACUGACAGCAAAAGCUCUUUUUUUAAAAAAUAGCAGAAAUAUUUUUUACAAAACUAGUGUGUGGUAGUUCUUUAACUUAAAAAAAAAAAAAAUCAACAUUUGUGCAUUUAAUGAAAUCUACUCUUUGGGGAAUUGACAAUCCAUAUAGUUUUGAUUUACAUCAUGGAAGCUGACACACACAUAAGUAAAAUUAGUCUUGUUUGAUAACAUGCUCUAAAGAAUUAGACUAAAGAAUUAGACUAAUGAAAUUAAUUUUAAAAUUCUUGCAAUCAGUUGGUUAGUUAGUAAAAAUCAUCAUCAGAGCAGUGUUUCCGAAAAUUAUUUUUUUAUGGCCCACUUAGUUUAUACUUUUCCCUCAUUACCCUCUAAAACUUGUAUCCACAGAUUAUUACCUAUAUUUAAGAAAUUAAAAAGCAUUCACCCUUUCUAAAGUAUAUUGAAAUAAAAUAAAAAGCUGUUUAUAAAUUCAUAAAUUGAAAGUGUGAUGCUUUUAUUUUGUAAACUAGGAAUCUCAGGUCUGGAGAAAAUGAUAACUUUAUUCUCAGGUUCAAGUAAUUAACCUUUUUUCUUUAACCUUCUACUUAAUUUACGGGGCCUAUUGCUUUCACAUUCUCAAAUGUACAUGUAUGAACAUUAAGCAGUAAUAAAAACAAUUCCGAACAUAAUACAUUUGUGGGUGCAAAUAGUCAAUCGGCUAGAUGCUGCUUCUUUUUAUAUUUAAAGUAAUUUUCAAAUUCUUUUCAUCAAACUAUCGUCUGUGUAUGCCUGGACAUUUAAAAGAAACAACACAAAAAUGAUGAUGGACUGUGCAGGUCUUGCUCAAAAACUAUGUUUUGUGAUUGGAUGUAAAUUUUUACAAUUGCCAUUUUUUAUAACUAUUAACAAUGACAGUUGCUAGUCAGAUUUAACACUAUAAUUACAAAUAUAGUUGUUUGUAGGAUACAUCUAGACAAAACAAACUCCUAGCUAAGUGUUAAAUGAUUUUCUGGUAUUUGUGCUCUUGUGACCUGGUUCUGGGUCACUACCUGGCAGAUUGUCAAGUUUCCUUAGAUAUUGUGUUUUUUUAAAUUCAAAAUAACGAAGUGUUGAGAUAUCGACUGACAUUGGGUUAAAGAAAUUUAAGUGUAGUAACUUUCAUGGUUCUCUGCAGUGUUGUGAGAUAUUUGCAUACUACAUUGGAUGCUCCACAUUUUUAGGUUUUGUGCAUUUAGUUUUUGAAUCCAAAUACAUGAGGUAUGCAAUGUCCCUUUAUGUAUCGCAUUGCUAUUUGCAACGCUUCAUUACCUUGAAUUGUUUACGAAUUUGUAAGUUAGAAAAGUGCAAGCACGCCUGGUGAAUAUAGCCUCUAAAUAAUGUUAUUUGAUCCUUACUUUGGAUGGAUUUGUUGGUCCAUAUUUGCACACAAAAUUUUCUCAAAUAUUUUUUCCCAAUUUUUAAAUUUUUUUUGGGUUGUCCCCCCAAAAAAAUGAGCUGUAUUUUUUUGUUACAUUACCUCUACUUUGAAAUACAUCGGGCACAGGCUUUUUAACGGCUAUACUUUUUAUUUCAAGAAAACAAGAAGCGAUGGGUGUAUCAGGGUUUUUUAAAUUCUAUUUGUAAAAAAAUUAUUUAUUUUUUUAUCACCUAAGUUGAUUUGUGUGUGUGUGUAUAUAUAUAUAUAUAUGUGUGUGUGUGUAUAUAUAUAUAUAUGUGUGUGUGUAUAUAUAUAUAUAUAUAUAUAUAUAAGGAUUUCACUAAACAAUUUAUAAAAAAAUUAUUUAUUUUUUUAUCAACUAAGUUGAUUUGUUUGUGUGUGUAUAUAUAUAUAUAUAUGUGUGUGUGUGUAUAUAUAUAUAUAUGUGUGUGUGUAUAUAUAUAUAUAUAUAUAUAUAUAAGGAUUUCACUAAACAUCUAAAAUGACCUUACCUUUUCAGCAAUGAAAAAAGCUGAACACCUUGAUGUAUUAAAAAACUGGAUGCUUUGAUUUUACAACUCUCUUUUUCACAGAAAUAAAAAACAAGUACGAGGGUAAAACCAAGGGGAAUUCAACAUCAACGAAAGGAGCAUCUCUCAAACCUCGAGUAAAUAAAGCAAAAAGGAAGGCGGUAAAGGCUGCAAAAGGUAAUGAACUGGGUGUAAAUUUAAAGGGUUUUAACCUUAAAACCCUUAAAUAUUAAAGUUUAAUUGCCAUUAUAAUGUGGCUUGAAUUGAAAUUAUAACCCAUUGGUACUGGAAGUGUUUUUUAACAAUCUUUGUUUGAAAUAUACAUUUGAAUUUUGUUUUAUAUUUAUACGUUUAUUUUAUGUUUGGUGAUGUACAUUUUAGUAAAAUUCUUAGGAAAGUCCAAUAGGAGAUAACAAAUAAGAUUUAAAGUCAUAACACAAUUUUUUUUAAGAUGCACUGAGACGAAAUCAACAUGAUGAGGAGGAUGAUGAAUUAGAGGCUCUUUUCCUUGAUCAAGAGUCAGGCAUGUCUAGUCAUCGAGAUAAUGGUCUCUUCUGUAGUGCAUCACAGUCCUCCUUGAAAGAUUUAAGGGAAGGUCACCACCGGAAACGAAAGGUGGACAAUUCAUUUGAUAUUAACAACAUUGUAAUUCCACUCAGCAUGGCCGCUUCCACACGCAUUGAACAACCUCAGUAUAAAGAAAUUGUUACUCCAAAGUAAGUGAAACCAUUGAUUAAUAAGUCAAACCAUUUUAUUUUAGAUAUUUUUUUUAGGUGUCCUCUUAGUAGUUUUUUUUAAAGGUUGACAUUUUUAUUUUCUUAAGAUUCAUAAUCAACAGGAAAUCGGUAAUAUGUUAAUUAAAUUAAUGCUUCCAUUCAUUUCUUAAACAAUUUUCUUCAGAUGGAGGGAACUGCCUAAGUCCUUAACUGUGGUAGAGGAUAAUGAACUUACUUUGACUCAACAAUUAGAAAAAACCAAUGGUGUAACGCUACCAGUGGAACCACUAAUUCUUGAUGAUGCUGAGGAUGAGGUAUGUAGUUUAAGAUUUUUGAAUUUACAUGAUACAAUUUGUUUUAUACCUUGAUCUAAAUGAUGAAUUUAUUUUUUUAAAAUCUAAAGUAGAGGUUAAUAUUUUAACAUGUUGUUAUUUUAUAGCCUGAUGAGGAUCUUUCUGAUGAGAGAUAUGCUGCCCGACACUUGGCUCUGGAGCAAGAAGAGAAAAAGCGGUUCCGCAAUUUUGUUCAGUAUCCCCCAGUACGUCGUAACAGGGCUAGGUCAGAAGCAAACCCUAGCAAGCCCAUUGAUAGAAAUGGUGCUGAGGAAGGAACUCCAACUCACACUGCACUUAUAGAAGAUAGUUCAGUUUCAUCUCGUCCACCCACACCAGUUUUAAAUAAAUGGUAAGAUGAUCUUUAAAUUUGUUGGGCAUUUUACUGUUCUUAAUCUUGAAUUAUCUUUGAAAGAAAGAUUCACUUGAGGUUGUUUUUUUCCCUGUCUAUGAGUGGCAUUAGAUUUAAUUAAGUUCUUAGCUGUUCCUUUUUUGUGCUCAAAAAGCUUUUUAAACAAUUUCUCAAAGGACGUCUUUUUUGUCUAUUUUUGUGUGUUUUUUUUUUUUAAUUUUAAAAACAUUUAUUACAACCCCCUCCAAGUUAAAAUAAAUUACAAGAUUAUUUGCACAGAUUAUGGUAUUAGAAUUAAUCCAUUAUCUCUGCAAAUCUCAGAUUUGUAAUUUUCCUUUAAUUAUUUUUAUUAGCCAGUAAUUAGAUUUUGGAUUUUUUUUUUUUUUUUUGUUGUCCACAAGGUACAAAUAAAGUUUAUUUAUUAGUAGAGUGCCAGAUUUUUUUUUUUUUUUUUUUUUUUUUUUUUUGUUAUUAAUUAUAUUUUGUUUUUUUUUUUUUUUUUUUUUGCAGUCCACAAGGUACAAAUACAGAUGAUUCAUUAGUAGAGUGCCAGCAGAACAAUAUUAGUGCCAGACGUCGGACAGUUUCAUUUUCCAAGAGAGAUCGUAGUAGUUCUGUGAUUUUCGAUGAUAUUCAUAACUCACUUAUUGAUUGUGGUGGUGUUGAGCCGUGGCCCAGAAGGACAUUUCCAAUAUCAGAAGAUGAGUACCACCUGAUGAGAGAGGAGCUGCCUCCAAGCUGUGAACCAGUUCAUCAAAGAGUCACGAGGCGACUUGCCGAGCCAUCAGGCAAAAUUUAUGUUGGUGGGAAUGUGGAUAAUCAAGAAGAUGCCAGUGCAGUUCCUUCACCUCACCCUAGUAAUGAGUCUGUGUCAUCCAUAGGGGAGGACCCUAAUGACCCUGAGUGGAUUGGAGGUGAAGCCCCUAAACGUUGCAGGAUGAGGCGUACUCUAAAUGAUGACCCUAGUGAUCCAGAAUGGACAGGUUCUGAUACACCCAGAAAGAGUAAGAACAAAAGAUGAGGUCUGUGAUUCUUGCCCCUCCCCAGCAGUGGGGUGAAACCACCUUCUCUGGAUUAUCCCAAUCCUAAAAAUCCCUGGAGUAAAUCUAGGGCCAGUAGCUUUGCUGUUGAGCUCAUGGAUUCUAAAGAGCACAGAAAUGAGAAAUGUUCUUUACGGCUGUCGCUGCCCCGAGCAAUAUCUGCUAGUUAACAGAACUCUGCCAACAUAGCAUUCAUAAACCUAGAGUUAACUUCUCAUUCUCACCUGUAACUUAUUUGAAAGUUAGAAAAUUAUCUUUUGAUAAAGAGAACAUUAAUGUUUACCACUUUAAAAAAUCUAAGCAAUUAGUUUUUUAAUUUAAUGAGAAUUAAGAACUAUUCUUAAUGGCACUCUGUUAAACAUAGGUCACUUCCAUCCAAUGCCUCUUUUUAUCUACAACAGUGCUUUUGAGUGGGAUGUUCAACAAAAGGGCAUUUCAAUAGUUCAUUCAAUAGUAGUUACAAAAUUGAAAAGGUCUCUUAAACAUAGCAUUCUAAUAAUUCAGAAAAUUAUCUAGUUUUAAUGUCAGGACUUGAUCUCUUUUGAAAAGUGCAUAACUUUGUGUCAUUUUUCCAAAUAAGGAAACCCAAUAGUUUGUUGUGCAUUGAGGCUUUAAACAUGCACAUUUUUUAUUUUAUGCUUCAGGGGGAUUUCCCAUUAUACGGGGAGGUGUGGGUGAAAAAUGUAAAAAAAAAAAAUUAAAAUAAUUUUUGGCUUCUUGUGUGAUUUUUUAAUUAAAUAUCCAUGUUGGGUUUAACAAUAGCUGUAAAAAAAAACAAUUAAAAAAACUAAUGACUUUUGUUUCCACGGUAAGUCAUAAAAGAUAUCCACAA
Lymnaea stagnalis (great pond snail) is the source of this 13207-nucleotide messenger RNA. NCBI's taxonomy places the organism in Eukaryota, Metazoa, Mollusca, Gastropoda, Lymnaeidae. The record is from the annotation of a GenBank genome assembly.